GCUCAGCGGCACUUUUGCUGGCUCAAAAAGGAUUCACCAGUGGGGAGUUGAGUUUAGAUUACCUCACCCCGUAUAGCAAUGGUGGACCACGCUACCGCCAAAUAUCUCAGCGACAAUGUCGGCACAGUGUUGGCGAAGGCGUUGGCUGACAUGGCGGUGCAACAACCAGCCGACGGCGUAGACUUUCUGGCAAAGUGGUUGAAGCAGUACGCCGAGCGCGAGGAGGACAAACUGAAGCAGGAGGCGGAGAAGAAAAAGCUCGAGGAGGAUCGCGCGAAGGCCAAGGCCGCCUUGGACGCGAAGGAGGCGGAGGCGAAGGCGCGGCUGGCCGCUGCGGAUGCCAAGACCGCAAAGUACCAGGGCCUUCUGGACAAGUUCUCCAACCCCGACACGGUCUUCGAGGACGCGUGCUGGGGCGAGCUCGUGUCUGUCGCGCAGGAGGUCACCGGCGCGAGCGCCGCCUACCUCGGCCUCCUCGAGGAGGACGGCCUGCAGGGAGAAGCUCCUGGGCCCUGCAUCGCGUACACGGCCGCCUCCGCGGGCUCCGAGUGGAUGGUGGACAGGGUGCUGCCAGACCAGACCGGCGUGACGUGGGGCGCGCUCAAGCAGCCCGUGGAGGAGGAGGACUUCGUCAAGUACAGCCUGUGGCGGCCGCCAAUGCCCCCAAAGCCGGACCCCGCGGACGCGCCAGAGCCAGCCGAGGGAGAGGAGCCGCCCGCAGAGGACGCCGAGGGCGGAGCCAGCACGGCCCCUGCUCUGCCCUACUACCCGGUCAACGUGACCUGCGUCACGGACGUCGACUCGAUGCACUACUUCGACUUGACGCGCCUGGGCGCCUACCUCGCGGUGCCGCUGGUGUACCCCACCUAUUAUACCGCCGAUUCGCUGGCCGACGCGAAGGCGUUUGAGGUGGAGAAGAAGACAGCGGACGCCGAGCGCGAGGAGGCCCGCCAGAAGAAGGUGGAAGAGCUGGAGGCGCUGAAGGCCCAGGCGGAGGCCGACGGCACGGAACCCCCCGACGAGGAGGCUUUCCUCGCCGAGGAGCCGGCGCCGGAGAAGCCGAUGGUGCUGCGCGGGAAGGACGUCAAGAUGGUGUUGUGUUUAGACACUUUGGGCACCAACGCCGCCAUCGACGAGGCCAAGAUCACCGAGAUGUUGGAGCUCUGCAAGGCCUGCGCGUUGUGCAAGUCGCAAUCGGAGACGAAGGCCGUGGACACGCAGGCGCUUGUCGAGAUCGAUCCGGACAUGCGGUCCGCGGCUGAGGAAGCCGUCGCGAGUUACCGUAAAGAGGCAGAUGAGGCUUUGGUGGCCGAGCAGCAGGAGGAGGAGGCCGCGGCGGAGGAGGAGGAGGCGAAGGAACUCGUCAAGGAGAAGUACGCUUACCUCCGCGCCAAAAUUGUAAUGCAGUCCAUGAGGAAGGAGAUAUUGGAGCUCACCUCCUGGGUGGUGGCCCCGCCGGAGCUCAUGGCCCUGGUGGCGAACUUUGCGCUGAUGUAUGGCUACACGAAGGAGCAGGUCUACCCCAAGAAGAAGGCAGUGCUCAGCUGGGAGAAGCUCAGCACCGUGCUGUCUGCCGCCCUCCUCGACGCCUGCGAGAGCUGCGAUGUCACCCUGGAGCGCCGCGGCCUGGCCCCCGAGCAGAAAUUGAGCAGCAUCCGGGACCAGGGCCUCGCCCUGGACGAGGAGAAGGCGCAGGCCCUCUGGCCCACUGUCGCGCCGCUGGCGGCCGUGCUGCGGCAGGCGGUCAGCUUCAGGGCGGCCCACCUCAAGCUCCGCAAAGCGGAGUUCGAGAAGGAGAAGGCGGCGAAGGAGGCCGAUGGCGAGGAGUUCAAGGCGCAGCCGCUGGAGGAGGUCGACGACGACUUUGUGGAGUGAGGGGCCGGUAGCCGAGCAGCUGCAAACGCAGCAGUCAGCAUUCGGCCCGUCUGCCACGUGCGCCGCCCGCACACGGGCCUGGCCACACGAGCCAUGCAUCUUUGGCACCCACUGGCUGUCCUUGCGUUCCUCCUCCUCGCGUCUGCGGAGGAUCGAGUGUUCCGCCCCCCCCUCUUCCUCCCCGUCCCGCGCGACCGGCGCUCGUUCGGCGCCCCCAGUCGCGCGCCGCGAGUCUCACCCGGAAGCCGCGCCGCCCCAGAGCGCGCUCGCGCUCGGCGGCGGCGCGGAGCCCUGCUGGCGAGCUCGGGGGGGGCACCAGCCGUCCGACUCAUGUUGCGGUGGGUUUCGAGCCACCGCGUCUCGAGAGAACGCGGGUGUGGCGACGGGCCCCGAG
Prorocentrum cordatum is the source of this 2269-nucleotide messenger RNA. Lineage: Eukaryota; Dinophyceae; Prorocentrales; Prorocentraceae. The record is from the annotation of a GenBank genome assembly.